Epinephelus lanceolatus (giant grouper) is the source of this 1044-nucleotide messenger RNA. RefSeq lists its product as uncharacterized. Gene Ontology annotation, biological process: response to bacterium. NCBI's taxonomy places the organism in Eukaryota, Metazoa, Chordata, Actinopteri, Perciformes, Serranidae. The record is from RefSeq and is a predicted model, not a curated record.
AUGAUGACAUCUCCAGUGUUCACUCUCUAUCUCACCUGUUUGCUCUUGGGGAACAUGACUCAGAUGACUGAACUGAAAUCCUCUGUUCAUCAAGAGAGUCGUUUUGUGUCAGUUAAAACUGGGGACAAGUUGACUCUGCAAUGUUUCUAUAAGAGUGAUGUUGCAACAAGGCUUUUCUGGUAUAAGCAUUCUCUGGGACAGAAACCAAGGCUCAUCUCUACCUUCUUUAAAUAUGACCUGAACAAGACUUUCCAACCUGAAUUCAAGAACAAUCCACGCUUCACACUGGAUACAGAAAAUGGUAAAAAUCACUUGACGAUCACAGAUUUACGCACUUCGGACUCAGCUACUUAUUACUGCAUUAAUUAUUUAUACACAAUAGAAUUUUCAGAGAGCAUUACAGUUGAUGUGAAGGGUUCAGGUUUGAACGUCCCAGCUUUGGUCCAUCAGUCAGCGUCUGAGACCAUCCAGCCAGGAGGCUCUGUGACUCUGAACUGUACAGUACACACUGGGAGCUGUGAUGAUGGAGAACACAGUGUUUACUGGUUCAAAAACUCUGAAGAGUCUCAUCCAGGACUCAUUUACAGCCAUGGAGGCAGGAAUGAUCAGUGUGAGAGGAAAGCCAACACACAAACACACACCUGUGUCUACAACCUGCCGAUGAAGAGCCUGAAUCUUUCUCAUGCUGGGACCUACUACUGUGCUGUUGCCUCAUGUGGACACAUACUGUUUGGAAACGGGACCAAGCUGGACUUUGAGCAUCAGUUGGGCUUGCUCGUUGUGGUGUAUUUCUUGAGUGGAUCUCUGGCAUUCACCAUCAUCCUGGUUGUUUUACUGGCUCUCUCAGUGUACAAGAUGAAGAAGAGAAACAGUUCCUCAGAGUCUGAAGCAAGAUUUCCAGCUCCGUCCACAGCAGAUGCACAGGGUUUCCAAGACGCAGGCAGCCUCCAUUAUGCUGCUUUGAGUGUUAACAUGCCCAAAAGUUCAAGAAGACAAAGGACCAACACUGAUAAUGAAUGUGUGUACUCCAGUGUAAAACACUAG